Molecule: messenger RNA, 951 nt
Organism: Diversispora eburnea
Lineage: Eukaryota; Fungi; Glomeromycota; Glomeromycetes; Diversisporales; Diversisporaceae
Source: the annotation of a GenBank genome assembly
AUGAUUGAACAAAAUGAAAAAUUAACUUUGAAUGAAUCAUUUCGAUAUAGUUUUCAAGAUUGUUUAACAGGAUGUUUUGGAAUUCCAUUAGAAAAACAUAAGAGUAAACCAUUAGAUAUAAGUUUAUUAGAUCAAUAUGCCAUAGAGAAAUGGGAAAAUAUUUUACAUUUUAUGGUUGGAACAGAGAAAAGUAAUGUUCCAAGUGCAUCAGUAUUGGAAGUUGUAACUAAAGCAAAUUUAAUGAGAGAUAUUGGUGGAGGGAAAUAUGAAAUAACGAAUAAAGGAUUUCAAUUCUUAUUACAAGAUGUCAAUACUCAAGUGUGGGCUAUUUUAAUUCAAUAUUUAGAUAUAGCCGGUGUGAUGUUAAAUAUGAAUGUAGUGGAAGUAUUAAAUUUCUUUUUCAUGUUGGGAAGUUUGGAAUUGGGUCAGGAUUAUUCGGUUGAAGGAUUAACACCUACUCAACGACAAUUACUUGAUGAUCUAGAAAAUUAUGGUCUUGCUUAUCGUCGUAAAAAAGGAUCAACAAGAUAUUAUCCUACAAGACUUGCAACAACUUUAACUUCAGGAAAUGCAGCUACAGUAUCGAGUAAUGUAAACAUUGAUAAUACAGAUGCUGGUGAAGAUUCUGCUACUGAACAAGGAUUCAUAAUUAUUGAAACUAAUUAUAAAUUAUAUGCUUAUACAACACAUUCUCAUCCUCAAAUGAAAAAACGACCAUCUUUACUUCCAUCAACUGUUAAAGAUCAAAUACAAUUAUGGGAAAUGGAAAGAAAUCGAUUGGUUGUACAAGAAUGCUACUUAUACAAAGAUUUUAAAACGUGGUCAGAUUAUGAAAUGAUUUUAAAACAUGCAACAAAAUUAGGAGUGGUUGUUUGGUCAAAUGAAUCAAAAAAAAUGUUUGGAGUAACUGAAGCAGGUGAUAGUAGUAAUAGUGGUACUCCUGCUAGAUAA